ACUGGGAUAUCUUCUUCCCCGGCUUGUCUUUAUCCUUUGCUGAGGUCCCUGGAAAUGUUGUGUUUUUAGUGGAGUAGGUGACAGCCCUGUUUUCUGCAUCAGGUCUACUAAGUUUGGAGCAGCAUCAGCAGCUGUCGUAUGACAGAGUAGGAGGGAGUUCAACUCAGGCUCAGCAAAGUCUGCCGGGGAGAGACUGAGUACUAUCUGCUUCUUUUUUCAGGGAGCUGGGACUGAGAAGACAGAGGGCUGAGCCCCUCAUAAGGGUGUCACCUAGCUAGGCAAUAUGGACAUAUAACAACUCAGAAGACCACCAGGCUAGAGACUACUCAACAGAGGCACCUCCAGUCUGCCUGCAGUAUCCACUACAGUGCCAAGAUGAAAGACGACUUUGCAGAAGAAGAGGAGGUGCAAUCCUUUGGAUAUAACAGAUUUGGAAUACAAGAAGGCAACCAGUGUACAAAGUGUAAAAAUAACUGGGCCCUGAAAUUUUCAAUCAUUUUGCUGUAUAUUCUAUGUGCCUUACUUACCAUCACAGUAUCCAUACUGGGAUAUAAAGUUGUUGAAAGAAUGGAUGGUGUUUCAGGUGACAUGGAAAAGUCACACAUGGGUUACAAUAAUAAAAUCUUAGAAGUGGAACAGAACUUGAAAAAAUUAGAUAACCAAGCAGGAGAAAAAUCUGACAACACCAACAGUGAGCUGUCAAGUGUGAGGUCAGAUAUUGUGGCCAUUCGCCAGCAGCUGCGAGAGAUCACAGAAAAAAGCAGCAGGAACAAAGAUGCUCUUGAGAAGCUAAACGAGUCUGGAGACCUUCUGGAUGCUAAACAAAGUCAAAUGAAAAGUGCCUUAGACAAUAACUCUCUAAUGAUUAAUGGAAUCAAUCAAACAUUGCAAGUAUAUAACACUUAUGUCUCCAGUCUGCAACAAGAUACCACAAGCCUUCAAACAAACCUUCAAAACCAGAUGCAAUCAAGCAAUGUAAUCAUUAUGAGUGUUAACAAUCUGAAUUUAACACAGACCCAGCAGAGGACAAUUAUUAGCACUUUGCAGAGGUCAGUGGAUGAUACCAGCCAAGCUAUCCAACGUAUCAAGAAUGAUUUUCUGAGCUUACAGCAGGCUGUUCUUCAAACUAAAAAGGAUACAGAAUGGCUGAGGGAAAGGGUACAGAACUUACAAAGCAUAGCAGCUAAUAACUCAGCUCUUGUCAAGGCCAACAAUGAGACAGUAGAAGAUAUGAGCAAUCAGUUAAAUGCUCUUAAUGGCCAAAUUGACAAUGUCACAGUGAUUGCUCAGACAAAUGAACAAAAUCUUAAGGACCUCCAGGACUACCACAAAGAAUAUGAGAAUAGGACGAAUGCUAAAUUCAACUAUUUGGAAGAACGUUUCCAAAAAUUUGAAGACGAUAUAGUAGGAAUUAUUAGUAACAUUAGCUAUACUGCUCACCAUCUCAGGACGCUGACUAGCAAUCUUAACGAUGUGAGGACGACUUGCACUGACACAGUGACUAAGCAUACAGAAGAUUUAAAUCAGAUAAAUAAUUCUCUCGCCAAUGUUCAACUUGACACAACAGCUCUAAAGGCUCAGCAGGAAAUUAUGAGACAACGAUUAGAUAAUGAAGUAGCCAAUUUAUCAGUUAUCAUGGAAGAAAUGAAGAUAGUUGAUUCCAAGCAUGGACAGCUGAUUAAGAAUUUUACAAUACUUCAAGGACCACCAGGUCCAAGAGGGCCUAAAGGAGAGAGAGGACCACAAGGUCCCAUGGGAACUGUUGGACCAAAAGGACAAACAGGAGUACAGGGAGAACCAGGGCUGCCAGGACCUGCUGGGGAAAAAGGACCACCUGGGCCAAUAGGCCCUCCAGGAGAAAAAGGUUCAAAAGGCUCAAGAGGUUCACAAGGCAACAAAGGGCAAAGAGGAUCAUCUGGUAAACCUGGAGAACCUGGACCAAAAGGAGAUCCAGGUGUAUCAGGUUCACCUGGAUCAAGUGGACCACCUGGGCCACCUGGGCCUGAAGGCCCACAAGGUGUUAAAGGAGUCAUUGGCGAGCCUGGUGUUCCUGGUGUCAGAGGGGCAACUGGUCCACCAGGUAUACCUGGACUUCCUGGACUUCCAGGACUUAGAGGACCACCUGGACCACCUGGAGAUGCUGCAAAAGCCCUGUUAUUGCCAGAUGAUUCUACACCAGAAUUUAUGAUGAAUCCUUUGGUGACAGGUUGUCCAUAUGAGUGGAGGAAUUUUUCUGACAAGUGUUACUAUUUCUCAAGUGGAAAAGAUAUAUUUGAUGAUGCAAAGCUUUUCUGUGAGGAUAAAGGCGCUGUGUUAGUUGUCAUAGAAACUAAAGAAGAGCAACAAUUCAUUAAGAAACAAACAAAUGGUAACGGAAAUUUCUGGAUUGGACUAACAGACAGAGAAGAAGAGAAAGUAUGGAAGUGGCUGGAUGGAACUGUACCAAGCUUCACAAAUUGGAAGCCUGGACAACCAGACAACUGGGCUUCUGAAAUGGGACCUGGGGAAGACUGCGCAGGGGUAGUAUUUUCAGGCUUGUGGAAUGAUUUCCAUUGUGCAGAUGUCAAUAACUUCAUAUGUGAGAAGCCUAGGGUCAAAGUUCAGCCUACAGAAGUCUCAUAGAAUAUGGCAUUGCGAGCGGACAUGGAAUAUUAGAACUACUUUGGAGAUCGUCCUUUCAGAGGAGAACAAAUAACUGGAUUGUGCUAUACCAACAAAAUCACAAAAGCAAGCACUAAAACUGGGCCAAUAUGAACUUCUGCAAUCUGUUAUUAUUUUUCCAAGAACUUUGCUGUGGAUUGAACUUCAACUAUUAACCUAGAGUUAGAGAUUUGUCUAAUACAAUAUAACCAUCAACCGGGAAAAUAUUGAAAUACAGUUUCAUGAUUACCUAUGCAAUAUCUGCUUGAAAAAAUAUUUUGGAUAUAGCUUCAACAACUGUAUUCAAACAGUGUUGUUUAACUAAAAUCCAAACUGAAUAUAAGGAAGAAAAUAAUACAGGUUUAUAGCUGGUUUUGUACUCAGUGGAAUAUAUUUUUAAAAAAAAGCUUUUGAAAACAUUUGUAUUUUUGUACAAGAUAUUUGCAUUUUAUUAUUUUUGUAUGUAAUAUAGAGUUUCAGUGCCAAAGAACACAUUAUGCAUUUUAGUAAAAAUAGCUAAUCAUUUAAAGAGAAUUUUAUCACUCCAAUGUUGCCAGUUCAAUACUCCUGUGUUUUAAUUUUAGAAAAUGUUUUGCUGUGGUAUACAAAUAGGAUAUCAGUGGUCAUGCAAUAAGGCCAAAGCUAGAACUCAAAUGACCUUGUUUCAGUUGUACCUUAAAAAGAAACAUAAUCCUAUUUGUUACAGGCCUGUGUUGUACAACAGCGUUAUCCACUUCCAAAUGGAACAUGAGCCUCUUGCACUCUCUGCCAGAACAUUUGUUUAUUGAAGCUAUGGUCUUAUAAAUGUCAGUCAAAGCCCUUUACACUAAGGUUUAUUCCUUCAAAUCUCACAUUGGAUACUAUUAUGUUGUGGUAUGUCUGCUUUAAAGAAUGUCAGUAAACCAUACCAAAAGUUUGGUUGAUGGUC
Molecule: messenger RNA, 3568 nt
Organism: Nanorana parkeri
Lineage: Eukaryota; Metazoa; Chordata; Amphibia; Anura; Dicroglossidae
Gene: COLEC12
Product: collectin subfamily member 12
Exons: 10
Coding region: 376-2622 (748 amino acids)
Molecular function (GO): signaling receptor activity
Source: RefSeq, a predicted model, not a curated record